UUUACGGCAGUCACAUUGUUGACACUGGAACAAAAGACCCGCGAAAACUGCGCAAGGUUGCAUGAAACAAGAGCGCCCAGGGCAUAAUAAAAACGCCACUGAACUAUUUGAAAAGGUCACAUUGGCUAAAGUACACCGGGGCUAAGCAUCCGUUAUAAAGUAGGUUACUUCCUCGACCAUGGGAUCUUAAUCUCCCAACUUACGAUUAACUCGAUCCAAAAGUUUACAUACUUCAGCCAAAGUAGGUCAGAGACGUAGAAAGAGAUGAGUAAGACGAUCCUUCAGUGAAUAAGAGGGACCAGGAGUUUAGAAUAUCCGGCACUAUAACACGGUUAUUAGGAGUGUCGAGAGCAUCGUAUUGGUGCUGUCAUUUGCGCUGUGUGUAAUCAUUUACCAACAAAACUGAGAAAGGGUUGGAGAGAGAAGGAGAGCCCAAGGGACGUUCGUACCAAGACGCCAUGGCUUCGGCGUGUUGUCGAGAGUUGAUAAUACUGUUAAUUUGCACCUUUGCAGCGUCGGAAAAUGUGCGAAACGACACGGUGCCCGAAAUCUACUCACUCCACAUACGGUCGGACAUAGCGUACCGUUUCGCCACCACCACUGUGGUCAGUCGGCUGGCUAACCAUGCAUUGGAGUCCAAGGAGGCGGUGUUCCUGGUGCAGCUACCUGAAUCCGCUUUUAUAUCGAAUUUUUCCAUGACCAUCGAAGGCAAGGUGUACGAUGGGCAAGUGAAGGAGAAGGAGCAGGCAAAGAAGGAAUAUACUAAGGCCAAAAGCCGGGGACAGACUGCCGGGCAUGUCAGCGCAAAACCAAGAGAAACGAACCGUUUCAAAGUUGCCGUCAACGUAGCUGCCCAAAGCAAGAUCACGUUCAACAUCACGUUCCAGGAACUGCUUCAGAGAAAGUUGGGGCUUUACGAACACGUGAUCAACGUGAAUCCCGGGCAGGUUGUCCGAGAUUUGAAAGUUGAUGUGUACAUUCACGAAUCUCGCGAGAUUACCGUUCUGAAGGUGCCGCCUCUUCGAGUGCCUGGUGAAACGAAUAACCUUGAAGCCACACAAAAUAAUGAGCUCGCAGUAAUCGACCGCAUCGCGCCUAAUAAAGCCCAUAUCAGUUACCGCCCCAGUGCGGCGGAGCAACAGGCAGAUUCCUCCGCUGGGAUAUCCGGGCAAUUCGUCGUGCAAUAUGACGUCAAACGGGAUAUGGACGCCGGGGAACUUCAGGUUGUUAAUGGGUACUUCGUUCACUACUUCGCCCCCACAGGUCUUCCUGUCGUGAACAAAAACGUAUUCUUUAUUUUAGACGUGAGUGGCUCCAUGAGCGGUAGAAAAAUUAGACAAGUUAAAGACGCAAUGAAUGUCAUAUUGAAUGACCUGAGGGAGGAUGACUAUUUCAACAUCAUUUUGUUUGGGUCUGGCGUGAGAUACUGGAACGACGAGAACAUGAUCCAAGCCACCCUUGACCACGUGGGGGCUGCAAAACAGUUUGUGCGCAGAAUGUCUGCUAGCGGGGGAACUAACAUCAACGACGCUCUGGUGCGUGGUAUGGAGUUCCUGGAACGUCACGAAUCACAGAGCGGAAAAAAGUUGCCUUCGCUCAUCAUUUUCCUCACUGAUGGCGAUCCAACGUCGGGCGAAACGUCGCUAGAAAAAAUAGAAAGCAACGUGAAAGCUGUUAACAAAGAAAGAUACAGCCUGUUCAGUCUUGCCUUCGGCUCAGGGGCUGAUUACAAAUUCCUGCAGAAAUUGUCACUACAGAACCGCGGCGUUGCCAGAAAAAUCUACGAAGACUCCGACGCCGAUCUGCAGCUGAAAGGAUUCUACGAUGAAGUCGCCAACCCUUUGCUGUCGGACAUAAAAGUCGAGUAUCUUGGUGACUCUGUCGACAACACAUCUCUAACCAGAAACGCGUUCAUCAACUAUUUCGAUGGGUCUGAAAUCGUUGUGGCGGGAAAACUAGCUGAUGUCAACGUCCCGUCUCUAAGUACGAGAAUCUCAGGGGUUGGUGCUGAAGGCAAUGUGUUGCUCGAUACAAACGUAAUUAUUACCGGAGGGGUUGGGAACACCUUGGACCUUGACCUUGACGCUCCGGACGCGAGCAGUUUGACGUCUUUCACGGAAAGACUGUGGGCGUAUCUUACCAUAAAGAACACACUUGAAACGAUGAAGGAGACGUCUGAUAACCAGGAGAAGGAGACUCUGAAACAGAAAGCACUGGAUAUGUCCUUGAAGUACCACUUUGUGACGCCUGUGACGUCAAUGCUGGUCGUCAAGCCAGACGAGCCCGAGAAAAACGCGGGGGAUCUUAUUGAAGACGACGGUUCCGAAGCAGAAAGUAGUGCAUCGAAGAGUAGAGGACCUUCCAGAAAGAUGGUCCAUUCAGCAAGCGUUCAAAGGUCCUCGGGGUCUCCGGGCUUUUCAGGAUUUGCUGACAUUCGGCAGUUUCGCAGGCUCGACCAUUUCAACCUCAUGCACGCUCGUUUACCGCCUCCAAUGCCAACAUUCUUGUCAUUGCCAAGACCGUCAUUCUUGCUACCAGCUACUAUUACUACUACUACUACAACUACUACAACUACGCACACUCCCUACACAACUAAGCGGCAACAUAAGGCAGGAACCUCUGGCAGAAAACGAAAAAACAAGAAAAAAGUGAAAGAGGCUCUCUCGGACAAUGACCCCCACUUUCUCAUCACUGUGAAAGGCAGUAACAAACCCGUUUGUUUCGAUGUCAACGGUAAUCCGGGCGACCUUUAUCAGUUGCUAUGGGAUCCGGAUUCAGACAUUACCGUCAACGCCAAGAUCGUAGCUAGGAAGGGCUCUACUAAAACUUGGAACAAGACGAAAACCUAUUUUGGGGCGAUUGGUUUUCUUCACGGAAAUACACGGGUUAAAGUGGGACCACAUUCGAUAAAGAUCAACGACAAAACCUACAACUGGCGCCAAAACACCGUGAUCUCCACUACUGAUGGGGUCAAGGUCACCAUACACAAGAAAAGGAAUGUGACCAUAGGCGUGGGCAAUGGGAAAGAGUUCGCCAUAGUUCGACAUAGGGUGAAGAGGAAUCAUCCUACUAAAGUUUCUUUCGUGGGUUUCUAUAUUCUGUCUGGAGAUGGCUUGUCCAGCCGGUCACACGGCUUGAUAGGUCAAUUCUUCCACCGAGCUGUCAACAUCCAGUCUCCAACGGCUUCACCGGCAUCUGCUUCCAACCCCGCGCUCCUGACAUUCCAAGGUCGUUUUAGAAAACGUCCAGUAGAAGUUCGUCCUGGCAGGCGACUCAACAUGAGAACCAGUAAGCACGUUGAUUGCUGGCACGUGCGGAACAAUGGGUGGGGUUUCAUCGACGGCCAUUUUGAAAACUACAAGGUGAAGGACAUAUUGCGCGAAGACCUGGCCAUCGACCUUCAACAAUUCAAAACCUGAUUUGUAAAGUUGGUAUGGCGUUUUGGGCAUAUCAUUUCAGAGGGCAUUUGACGUGAGACUCAACAGUUUGGAGUUUUUUUGUCCAACGGGUCUUAAUCCACCUCGUUUUUUGUGGAAUCAAUUAAGCAUUUCAAAGACAAUCAGUUUUCUGUUUAUGCUGCUCGUGUUUGUGGCACGUUUUUCUUGCCGUCGGGUCAGGGAUGUCUUGUGCCCAACUAUAUGUAUGUAAUGUAAAAGAAACUUACUUCCCAGUGUGUGGCAUUUUACUUAUUUCUAUUUUCAUACAAUUUGAAUGGUUCUUUUACUUAAGCAGGGUAUGUGAGGAUUUGUGUUGCUGUGCUGGUGAAAGGAAUAUGGUGAAUUAUUGUUAAGUGUGUUUCUGUAUUAGUGCAUGUUGGAAGGGGAAAUAUGUUGACGGAUACACAACGUAUUGCAUAUUAAGUUCGAGGUUGUUUAAUUGCCCUUUGGGAGAAAGAUUGGGUUUGGAUUUGGUUGCAUUGACCGUAUGGAUGUUUGCGUGUUUUGAUGAAAAUGUGCCAAUUUUCGAAAGUUUCCAUGUUACGAUAAAACUUUUGAUACAAGAUGUUCAGUGUAGUUUUAAUACAUGGUAUCGAACUUCUACGUUGAUCUUUAUACCUACCAUGUGCUAGUAUUUUCUCACCCAUAUUAUUUUGUUUCUUUCAACUUUGUGUAAAUAAACAUGUAUUCGUGCAGUCA
Molecule: messenger RNA, 4136 nt
Organism: Lingula anatina
Lineage: Eukaryota; Metazoa; Brachiopoda; Lingulata; Lingulida; Lingulidae
Product: inter-alpha-trypsin inhibitor heavy chain H3
Biological process (GO): hyaluronan metabolic process
Molecular function (GO): serine-type endopeptidase inhibitor activity
Source: RefSeq, a predicted model, not a curated record